GCAGGAGAUCAGAAGUAGGUGAUUUUGUCCAGCUGCAGCUGCUGGUGUUUCUUUCAGUUGUGGAGCCCGAGGCUGUUUAUGACAUGAGAAGAGCUGAAGCUGAAGUCUGACUGUGAGAUGAUGAUGAUGAUGAUGAAGAGGAGGAGGAGGAGCAUCAGAUCAGGCCUCACAUGUGUUUCUCUCCUCAUGAACCAGACCACAAACUGGACAGAAAACACUUCAGCUCCUGCUGUCAUGAGUCGAUCUUUCGGCAGUUCUGGGAUGUUUUGAGCUGAAUGAAGAUGUGGAGUUUGAUUUGAAGAAAUGAUUCAGAGAAACUCCUGCAGGAGAGUGAAAAUGUCUCUGUGGUUCCUGCUGCCCAUCAGUCUGCCUGUGUUCACACUGCCUGGAAUCUGGAUCAUAUAUGCGAUGGCACUUUCCAAUCAGCACGUGUGUCCUGUGAAUAACUGGGUGUAUAAUUCAACCUGUGAGACGUCUUUGGUUCUUCAGAGCGGAUCUGAUCUGUGCUGCACGCUGGAUAACAUCCCACUCAUCAGUAAAUGUGGCGGCGUCCCUCCAGAGAGCUGCUGGUUCAGUCUGCUGUGCAGUGCUGCUUCAUUCUUGGUGACUGUGAUUGGUCUGCUGCGUUACGCUCAACUGAUCCAUAAGGAGAGCAACAAUGUGUUAAACAUCGAGGGUCUGUUUGCCGGAUGGCUCUGUGCCGCAGGACUCAUGAUUGUUGGAAACUUCCAAGUGGACCAUGCUAAAGUCCUUCAUUAUGUGGGCGCGGGUCUGGCCUUCCCAGCCAGUCUGCUGUUUGUGUGUGUGCAGACGCUGCUGUCGUACCGCGCGGCCGAGACACGGAGAGACUUCCAGGCGGCUCAUCUGCGGCUCACGCUCACCUCACUGGCCUUUACCACCCUCAUACUCAGCGGUGUGUUUUUCAUUCAGGAGAGUUUCGUUCUUCAGCACGCCGCUGCCAUACUGGAGUGGACGUUUGCGAUCAUCGUGCUGGUGUUUUACAGCUCGUUCUCGCACGAGUUCAGCUCCAUCUCUUCAGAAACACUCGUGGCUCUGAUGACGAGACGAGCCGGUUCUUCUUCUGAGGGACGGAAACUAGAGAAAGUCUAGACAAACGUCUGACGUGUGAACCUUUGAGCAGUGAUUAUAGAGAGAAGAUGAGUAAUAAUGUGCAACCUGGUGGAAAAAUCUUUACAUUACAUUCUUAAAAAUAAAGACUCUUUAAAGUGGCAUCGAUGGUUCCAUGAAGAAUCUUUCCAUUGCACAAAAGGUUCUUAAUAGUGGAAACAUUUUCUUUAGAUUAUUAAAAUGUUCACUAAAAAGGUUCUUUUAAGAACUGAUGAUCACUGAAAGUGUUUUAUGGUGAACUCAAGUUCAAGUUGUCUUAAUGUUCAACAGUAGUGUUCUUGAAUCAUGUUUGUGGAUCAUAUUUAGUUUCUCAUGUUCUGCAUUAUGAUGAACUUUAUCUAAAGUAUGUGUGCAGAAAUGUUUGUUUGCAUUGUAUUGUCAACAUAUUUUCCACUUUUCUUGUGUUCUGUAAUAUUUCACUAGUUUAUCUUCAUGUCCUCACAGCAAAUAUAUCAGAAUAAUGACCUGCUAUAUCUUGACUGUGUUUUUAUUAUGGAUCUGUAUUUUAUCAAAGGCAUUUAUUUGCAUAAUUACUGUUCAAUAAGUUUAGUAGAAACACUUUGUGAAAUCUUUCAUAAUGAUGUAUGGAAGCUUGUUAUUAUUUAUAUCACAUUUAUCUGACUUUUUCCUCACAAUUGUGAAUUCAUUCCCAGUUUUUAUGAAUUGUGAGAUAUAAACUUGCAAUUCUGAGGGUGGAAAAGAUGCAAUUACCUUUUUUAUUUUUUUCAACUUUCCAUAAUGCAGGAAAAUUGUUUGUUGCAAGCCUGAGGCAUUUCAGCCAUAGAUAUAUUUAUGUAGAUUUAUCAUUAGCAGUAAGUUGUCCACCAUAUUGGAACGGUCAGAGCUGUUCAAGUCAUGUUGAAAAGAUCGUAUUUAUGAGCUGAAAGCACAUGAACGCCACCACAAAAUCGGAAAUACCAGUGGGAAGCUUUUAAGCCCCGAUCUUUACGAGUUGGGGGCGUGUCAGUAAGAAACAUGGCGGAAUACCACAAUAUUUAGCAGUGACAUUGUCAGGCUUUUUUAUUUAAGCUAAUUCUCUGCACAAAAUAAAUAACAUUGUAAUAUAACAAUAUAAUAUGUACUGAUAAAGUUUACAGUGGUGCCAUAAAUGAAUUAAAAACAUCAAAAAGUAAAACACGCCUGAAGCACAUUCUUUGUUCUUCAUUUUCUAGAAGUACAUUUCAAAAACCUUGCUGUAUUUUAGUGUAAUUAAUGAAGAGAAGGUACACUGCCAUCUUGCUCCAACUAAAGUAACCAGUGAAGCACGUUCAAGGCGAUCAUUUGUGUUUAUAAAGCAUAUACAUUUGUAUUUUUUUUUAGAAAAUGGCCGAU
Messenger RNA from Megalobrama amblycephala (Wuchang bream), 2460 nucleotides. Its product is annotated as Transmembrane protein 150A-like. The coding region runs from base 304 to 1110 and encodes 268 amino acids. The transcript is spliced from 7 exons. Lineage: Eukaryota; Metazoa; Chordata; Actinopteri; Cypriniformes; Xenocyprididae. The record is from RefSeq and is a predicted model, not a curated record.